Aspergillus niger is the source of this 147-nucleotide messenger RNA. RefSeq lists its product as hypothetical. The record is from RefSeq and is a predicted model, not a curated record. The transcript is spliced from 3 exons. The coding region runs from base 1 to 147 and encodes 48 amino acids. Lineage: Eukaryota; Fungi; Ascomycota; Eurotiomycetes; Eurotiales; Aspergillaceae.
AUGAGUAAAAAGAGAGAGAGGUAUGAACGCGACGAGGAGAUUGAGAACGUCGAGGAAGUCGCUUUUCGCAAGCAAAAAGAGCAGCAGCAGCAGCAGCAGCAGCAAAGCAAGUUAAGCAGCAGCGCAGCAGCAGCAGCAGAUCUGUAA